AAGAAAAUCCAUUAGUCUUUCCUUCCUCUAUGUAAUUCUGUUUAUAACAUGUCUCCAUUAUUCCAAACACUCUCUCUAUGACGGUGUCUACCUCCUGCAACGUAGGUCUCCAUCUUUCUGUUUCAUAUUGAGUCUUCAGAGGUGCGGCCACUUGGUGUCGGAUCAGCUCAGACAGGUCACUCAAUGGCCCCCGCUAGCUAACAUUGAAAGAUAUUCCCGGAUAGCACUUAAAUCUUAGUCGCAUAAACCUUUCUUGAAAAGAUCCGCUAAAAACCAGACACUUUGGAAUUUCGUUGGCGAUCAUAAUCAUGGGGGAGAUUAACCAUUCUAAAAUGUAUGAGGAACCAGGGUGCUUCAAUCCCAAUAAAUCCAUGGCAGAGAGGGCAGAUUCUGGAGCUGUCCAGAAGCAGUUUGAAGAGAAUAUGAAGCUCUCUGCUGACGAACUCUCUUAUUAUCACCACAAUCACCAAGAAGAUGCAGUUGUUUCCGCAAUGGAACUAGAGUUUCAAAAGCAUCUGGCCUUCAAUGUGAAAAACUGCGAUGACGACCCAAAUCAGCUUCUUUCAAAUGAUCACUUUAACUGGAACGCUGGUGAUAUAGGUAUUAAUCAAGAUGACCCACAACAAAAUGGCCAUAGGAGCUUUGAUAUCAAUUCAUUACCCCAAACAGCAGACCUUCUCAAUCUCUUUCACUUGCCCAGAUCCUCUUUGCUUCCAAAUUCUUCCAUCUCCUUCUCAAACUCAAACCAUGACACUACUCCUUUGGGCUUUAUAGGAGACCUCCCAGCCUCAGAUAGCACAUCCGUUUGGUAUGAUCCGUUAUUUCAUCUCAACCUGCCCCCACAACCUCCUUUACCUCCUUUGUUAUCUUUAUCCCAAGGUGGUGCUAAUUCUUUGUUUGGGGAUGAGAGAGAUUCAAGCGGAGUAACUGCGUACCAAGAUGGGGAUGGAGGGAUGCUGGAGUUCACAAGGGACACUGCUUGUAUUGUUAGAGGGAGUGAAACUGGCAAGAUGACAAAGCCCUUUACCACGGAGCGGCAAAAGAGAGAACACUUCGGUACCAAGUUCACAGUCUUGAGGAAUCUGAUUCCUAAACCUACCAAGCCCGAUAGAGCCUCGAUUUUGGGAGAUGCUAUUGAGUACAUCAAACAGCUUCUUAGUACAGUUAACGAGCUCAAAUUAUUGCUAGAGAGAAAAAGAUGUGGUAUAGAGAGAAGCAAGAGGCACAAGACAGAAGACGAUGCUGGAGGGGAUGUUGACAGUUGUAACAUAAGGCCUCUUGAUGAUCCCGAGCAGUCCUAUAAUGGUUCUGUAAGGAGUUCCUGGCUUCAGAGAAAAUCCAAGGAUACUGAGGUUGAUGUUCGUGUCAUUGAUGAUGAAGUAACCAUCAAACUCAUUCAGAGAAAGAAGAUUGACUGCUUGUUGCUUGUUUCCGAAGUUCUUGACGAGCUUCAGUUGGAUCUCCACCAUGUUGCCGGUGGCCAAAUUGGCAAUUACUACAGCUUUUUGUUCAACACAAAGAUAUACGAAGGAUCCUCUGUUUAUGCUGGUGCAAUAGCCAAUAAGGUCAUUGAGGUUAUGGACAGAGAAUAUGCAGCUGUUCCACCCACAAGUAGCUAUUAGGAUUAAACGAGAUCUGAUUCUAUUGGAUAUUAAGAUCUUCUGCUUUCUUGAUUGUCAUAGACUGGUAAUACUUAACAAUUAAAAUUGGUUGGAGGAUGACUAUUUCCAAGUUCCAAACUUAAUGGUUUUCAAGUUAACUUUCUGUAACACCAGA
Molecule: messenger RNA, 1776 nt
Organism: Pistacia vera
Lineage: Eukaryota; Viridiplantae; Streptophyta; Magnoliopsida; Sapindales; Anacardiaceae
Product: transcription factor bHLH91-like
Exons: 4
Coding region: 309-1622 (437 amino acids)
Biological process (GO): anther wall tapetum development; regulation of DNA-templated transcription
Molecular function (GO): protein dimerization activity
Source: RefSeq, a predicted model, not a curated record